This is a messenger RNA of Aspergillus ochraceoroseus IBT 24754, 440 nucleotides long. RefSeq lists its product as uncharacterized. The coding region runs from base 65 to 355 and encodes 96 amino acids. The record is from RefSeq and is a predicted model, not a curated record. The transcript has a single exon. Gene Ontology annotation, molecular function: protein kinase activity; ATP binding. NCBI's taxonomy places the organism in Eukaryota, Fungi, Ascomycota, Eurotiomycetes, Eurotiales, Aspergillaceae. Gene Ontology annotation, biological process: protein phosphorylation.
AGUGGAAUGCCUGCUACUCAAAGUCGGGUGCAUCGUCGUGUGCAAGGCUAGCUCUCUUUCUGCAAUGUUAGCUGCGUUGCUCGGUUGCUUACAAGGCUACCAUGACCUGUACAUCAAAACAGGGCUUUUGCAAGGCGACAUAUCUACCGGAAACCUGAUGAUGAAUGAAAAUAACAGCCAUUCCCGGUCUGCAUUUCUUAUCGAUUUGGACCUCGCAAUCCGUGAGAAGAGAGACCAGCCUUCUGGGGCACGAGGUAAAACUGGUACGAGAGCUUUUAUGCCUAUAGGGCAGUUGCUGGGUGAGCGCUUUGACUACUUAGUACUAAGUCAUCUAGCAAGUAUAAAUUCGCUAUAAUUCUCAAAAUACAGUAAUUAUUGCUCGCACUAAGAUAAGAAAGAUAUUAUGCUUAUUUUAUCUUAUUUACAUCUAUAUCUGUCAC